AUGAAUGCCUUUCUGACUGUAUUCAACCGUCGAAGCAGCUCGGCAAGAUCGCCGUCAUUGGAAUCAACGCCAACGCGCUUGUGGUCCAACCAGCACCAGUCCUCGGGUGGCAACCAACAGAACAACGAAAAAAGAAAACCUGACACGUUCGACGGGCAUGAACUUCAGCGUCGUAUCGGAGCCCAAAACACUCCUUACGCACAUCUUUUUGGGAAUGGGAAAAACGACAACGCCAUGCAUGACUUGCCCGAAACUGUCUACAUUGUCACAUUUUUACCCAACACGCCGCAGCAAGGUAUUCACACGAUAGAGUACCCCAAAAACUCUGGUAGUAACGUUGUAAUGGCUUUCUGCGAGGUGGACGCGUGUGAGGAGUUUUGCCGGCAUUUGCACGAUCAGGGUUUCUUCGAACCCCAUCCCCAAGCCGUGCGCCUGGAAUCGUUGUACAACUUUGCCGACACGGUGGGUGUAUUCUGCCAAGUGGUGCCUCCGGGCACACGCAUGGUUCCACCCACCGAGCAGGUUUCACACUUGGGCCAGCACGAUUCGUCCCUCCGCCACGAUCAAUCUGAUCUAGACUACGUCAUGUACAUGAUGGAAGAGGAUAUUGAAGAAGAAGGGGCACUUCUGUCGCACGAAGCAGUUGGUAGUGGCCACAGAGGGAGUUGGCAAUAA
Phaeodactylum tricornutum CCAP 1055/1 is the source of this 675-nucleotide messenger RNA. RefSeq lists its product with no specific name. The coding region runs from base 1 to 675 and encodes 224 amino acids. The transcript has a single exon. Lineage: Eukaryota; Bacillariophyta; Bacillariophyceae; Surirellales; Neidiaceae. The record is from RefSeq and is a predicted model, not a curated record.